GGUGCUGCUUUAGUAUCGAAACGGUUUCCAAGUUAGAACAACAAACUGUAGCAUCAGUUGGGGCAUUCCCGUACGAAAGUUGCACUCCAGAAACCAUUCAGCUUGCAUUAGAUGUUCAGCCUUCUGUUGGUAAAGACGUAUUUAGCUGAAACUUAUUUUGUGAAGUAGUAAGCUUGAUCUAGUAGGACGAGGUAGGAAGGUGCAUUACCAACUGCCAUGAUCAGCAAGAAAGAUGAAGAGGAUUUUGAAGCUUCUUUGAGUAAGGUGGACGAAGUUAUGAAGAUACUCAACAUGAUGACUAGUGGCGAUAAAAGCAAGGAAGAAAUGGGGGUGGCUUUCGCUGAUCAGUAUCUGGGAGAGGACAAGAAGGACCUGGAAAAAAUUAACGUUGACAAUUUUAUCGUUCGGGUGAACCAGGAGCGAACUGUUAUCAACAAAAGUAGCGAGGAUUCUUUGGAUAAACCUAUGAUGGCCGAUAAAUUUGCAUUCAUGGCGGAAGUGGAGCGAGAUGCUGCCAGACGGGCUUCCGAACGGAAGGAGCGAGAGCAAACCGCACAAGGAUUGCGGCGGGCAGGAAAUCGAGCAUUUCGAAAAGGAGAGUAUGAAAAGGCAAUCAGUAUGUACACAAAAGCGAUCGAUCAGAUACGCGACAGCCCAAUAUUGUACAAUAACCGAGCCUUGGCAUACAUCAAGAUUAAAAUGUGCAAGCGUGCGAUUAUUGAUUGCGAUUUUGUAAUUAGCAAGUUGGACGAGAAGAACUUGCACUCAUGGAUCUAUAGAGCCCAAGGCUAUUUCUUGCUGGGGGAGAUGAGAGCUUACGAGAAGAGUGUAUCUGAGGCGAAGAAGCACAAUCCAAAGGAGCUGGACUAUCUUGACCGAAUUGUGGCUGAAAUUGAGGGGAAAAAAGAUUCGGAUGAGGCAGCAACAGAGGAAUCCGCACUGAUGGAAGGUGGAGGGGAUAGUAAGGAUCGAACUCUUCCAACAGAUGAUGUGCAAUCUAAUUCUUCUACCGAAAUGUAGUCGGAAUCAUAAAUUUAACUAAUCACAAUAAAAUCAUUUCUAUACUAUUUUAUCUAAUACCUAACAACAUAACAAUUAUU
Armigeres subalbatus is the source of this 1100-nucleotide messenger RNA. Its product is annotated as tetratricopeptide repeat protein 12-like. The transcript is spliced from 2 exons. Gene Ontology annotation, cellular component: centrosome; cytoplasm. The record is from RefSeq and is a predicted model, not a curated record. Bases 217 to 1020 code for a protein of 267 amino acids. Gene Ontology annotation, molecular function: protein binding. Lineage: Eukaryota; Metazoa; Arthropoda; Insecta; Diptera; Culicidae. Gene Ontology annotation, biological process: axonemal dynein complex assembly; sperm axoneme assembly.